This is a messenger RNA of Phytophthora infestans T30-4, 747 nucleotides long. RefSeq lists its product as uncharacterized. The coding region runs from base 1 to 747 and encodes 248 amino acids. The transcript is spliced from 8 exons. NCBI's taxonomy places the organism in Eukaryota, Oomycota, Peronosporomycetes, Peronosporales, Peronosporaceae. The record is from RefSeq and is a predicted model, not a curated record.
AUGAAACAGCUCAAGCUGGACGAGUUCUUUCUUCGAGGCGGGGGUGAAAACCAACAUACGCGCGUGAGGCAAGGUCCAAAUCAAGUGUACCGAGAACGUUCCGUGUUGCAAGCAUUUGCGGAGUAUGAAGACGUGGCGCAAAAUGUAUACGUGUGUAGACCUCGUAACAGACCCACGACACAAACAGAGUGUGUGGAAGGCCACUGCGCAUCAAACUACAAAUGUGGGAACCAACGAAUGCAACGUGGCAGACAUGCAGAACUAUCGCUGGCGUCCCUACCUGGCAAAUGCAUCUCUUUGAUGGCGGACAUGCCAAUCGAGCGUGAUACGUUGAUAGCUCAGUACGUAGGCGAGGUGAUAAGUCGAGCGAUGUAUCGGGAACGUGAAGAAAAGAGUAGUUUAAAUAUGUACAAUAAGGAAGAAAACAAGGAGGAAGAUGCGCCCUUGAAAAAUGAAAUCUUUUACGACUAUAAGAUCAAUAUGGAACCAUGGGCGUACCGUGACUCUCAAAGUCUCCCCCAGAGCAAGCGUCGGAAGCGUAAAGACCGUCUCCUUGAUGCUAAUGAGGCUGCCAAUCAUGUGAACGACAACAAAGUCAACUACUGGAACGAGCCGGCUAAAAUGAAGAUAAUCUUAGGGAACUCGAUCAAAACAUCAACCAGGAAAUACCAAGUAUACCCAUCACGGAUGAUGAUGUCAGCGAAUUACGAGGAUCGCUACUACUACUACGAGUUCGAAUGGCAGUGA